UUUAUUUAAUUUCGCUGUGAAAAAGUGACGAAUUAGUUUUUCAAUUGAUACCAAUUUUCACGAAAUUUGUGUAAUUUUUAUUAUUCAAAGGAAACUGCAUAAAUUGCUGAUUUGAAAAAAAAGGAAUUACAAAGUGAAUUAAAAAAAUAUAAAUCUAUAUUAAAUAAUAUAAAUAAGAAAAGUACGGUUAAAUAAAUAAAAACAAAAUGGCAGAAGGUGGUAAUCGAAGAAUUUUGGUCAAUGUUAAAACACCAAAAGAUAAAAAAGUCAUUGAAAUCGAUGAAGAUUCUGGAAUUAAGGAUUUCAAAGCCAUGGUGGCAGAAAAAUUCGAAGCCGAACCUGAGCAAUUGGUGUUAAUUUUUGCCGGUAAAAUUAUGAAAGACACAGACACCUUGCAGACACACAACAUUAAGGAUGGUUUAACUGUGCAUUUGGUGAUUAAGGCUAAGACUCGUUCUAAUGAAUCUGCCCAACGUCCACCCGCUGAUGUUAGACAAACUCCAUUUGGUCUUAAUACUAUGGGUGGUCUGUCGGGUGUAGAAGCUUUGGGAGCCGGUUCUGGUUCUUUUAUGGAUUUGCAGGCACGCAUGCAAAAUGAAUUGCUUAACAAUGGCGAUAUGUUGCGUACUAUGUUGGAUAAUCCUUUGGUCCAACAAAUGAUGAAUAAUCCAGAUGUUAUGCGUCAGUUGAUUACUUCAAAUCCUCAAAUGCAGGAUUUAAUGCAACGCAAUCCAGAAAUAUCUCAUAUGUUGAAUAAUCCUGAAUUGUUGCGUCAAACUAUGGAAUUGGCACGUAAUCCAUCGAUGUUGCAAGAGUUAAUGCGUUCACAUGAUCGCGCUUUAUCUAAUUUGGAAUCGGUGCCUGGUGGUUAUAAUGCUUUGCAACGCAUUUAUCGUGAUAUUCAGGAACCCAUGAUGAAUGCUGCCACCGAAUCGUUGUCACGCAAUCCCUUUGCUGGUCUCGUAGAUAAUGGUGGUGGUAACAAUCCACAAAUGGGUACUGAAAAUCGUGAGCCUCUUCCCAAUCCUUGGGGAGGUCGUGGUAAUGCAAGUGGUACUGGUGCAGCUGGAGCUAAUCCCGAUCUACCACCCCGUGGCGUACUCAACACUCCUGCCAUGCAAAGUCUUAUGCAACAAAUGGCCGAAAAUCCUUCAUUGAUGCAAAAUCUUCUAAAUGCACCCUAUACACGAUCAAUGUUCGAUGCUAUGAAUCAGGAUCCUGAUAUGGCAUCACGUCUCUUAAGCACCAGCCCAUUGCUGGCCAAUAAUCCACAAUUACAGGAGCAAGUACGAAAUAUGAUGCCACAAUUUUUGGCACAAAUGCAAAAUCCCGAAGUUAUGAACAUGUUAACUAAUCCCGAGGCCAUUAAUGCCAUAAUGCAAAUACAACAGGGUAUGGAACAAUUAAGAUCAGCUGCUCCCGGUUUAGUGGGUUCAUUGGGUGUGCCACCUCCACCACCAGGCAAUACUAAUAUUGAUACGAAUACAACAAAUACCACAACUAAUACAUCGGCCGAUAGUAAUCCUACAUUAGCACCCGGUGGUGGACCAAAUGCACAAUUGUUUAAUGAUUUUAUGACUCGUAUGUUAAAUGGUAUGACUACUACGGCCGAUAAUACCCAACCACCAGAAGUACGCUAUCAAUCACAAUUGGAACAAUUAGCCGCCAUGGGUUUCGGUAAUCGUGAAGCUAAUUUACAAGCACUUAUUGCAACAUUUGGCGAUAUAAAUGCAGCUGUUGAGCGAUUGCUAUCGUUAAAUCAAUUAUCUUUAAGUUAACAUACCUAAACCCCGUUCGAUUUGUAUGUGUGUGUUUUUUUCUUCUUUAUCUUCUUAUUUUAUAAAUAUAAACCUAACUAUAUAAUACCAUUAUAUAUAUAAAACAACAACAAAAUAAAAACCGAAACAAAAAACAACAAAAGAAAUAUACAACUUGGAUUGAGGUAAAACUAUUUUAAAAAAAAACAAAAUAUUAGAAAAGUUUGUUAAAAACAACAAAAAAAAUUAUAAAAAAAAUAAAACGACGUUAAUUUAAAUUCGUGGCAUUAAAUUACAGAUUUAGAAAAACAUAAUUUGUUUGGAAAAUCUUCAACCCAAAACCUUUAAAUCUGUGCUCAUUUGAUCUAACGUUUCUUUUGACAGCAAAACAAAAAAAAAAACAAUAAAAACUUAAUUUAUUAUUAAGUAAUGGGUUAAAAUUGUGUGUAUUUUUUAAGUUUACAUUAUAUUUUAAAAAAACAGAGUUUAGAGUUUUUCUUAAAUGUAAAAAAGUAAAAGAACAAAAUUGUUUAUUUAAAAAAGAGAAAAAAAUAGAUGUUGUAGGUAUUUUUUUCCUAAAUCAAACUGUAACUUACCAUUUCCAAAUUAUUUUAUUCCAAAUAAAAGUUUACUGUUACUUUAA
This is a messenger RNA of Lucilia cuprina (Australian sheep blowfly), 2400 nucleotides long. RefSeq names its product ubiquilin-1 (gene Ubqn). Lineage: Eukaryota; Metazoa; Arthropoda; Insecta; Diptera; Calliphoridae. Gene Ontology annotation, biological process: ubiquitin-dependent protein catabolic process. Gene Ontology annotation, cellular component: cytosol. Bases 207 to 1778 code for a protein of 523 amino acids. Gene Ontology annotation, molecular function: polyubiquitin modification-dependent protein binding. The record is from RefSeq and is a predicted model, not a curated record. The transcript is spliced from 4 exons.